Molecule: messenger RNA, 657 nt
Organism: Pararge aegeria (speckled wood butterfly)
Lineage: Eukaryota; Metazoa; Arthropoda; Insecta; Lepidoptera; Nymphalidae
Gene: HemK2
Product: methyltransferase N6AMT1
Exons: 1
Coding region: 34-654 (206 amino acids)
Biological process (GO): methylation
Cellular component (GO): eRF1 methyltransferase complex
Molecular function (GO): protein methyltransferase activity; S-adenosylmethionine-dependent methyltransferase activity; nucleic acid binding
Source: RefSeq, a predicted model, not a curated record
CCCAGAUCACGGCAGCAUUAACUGAUAGAAAUAAUGGAGACUCCCUAUCAAAAUCACAUAGACAAGGCAGAUUUUGAUUUUGUCUAUGAGGCUGCUGAAGACAGUUUCCUUUUAAUUGAUGCUUUGGAAAAAGAUCUUGGAUAUAUAAAAUCUAAAAACCCUACAUUCUGCUUAGAAGUUGGAUCUGGAAGUGGGGUAGUAAUAACUGCAUUUGGAAUGGCUUUUCCAAAUACUCUAUGCUUCAGCACUGAUAUCAAUUUGAAAGCAUGUCAUAUGUCACGCAGUACUGCAAUUAGAAAUAAUGUGUUAUUUGAUUCUGUUAACAUGGACUUAGUCACUUGCUUUGUUGAUCAAAAGUUUGAUGUAGUAAUUUUUAAUCCACCAUAUGUGGUGACAGAGACAAAUGAAUGUAGGGGUUGUGGUAUUGAAGCAAGUUGGGCAGGAGGUGUUAAGGGAAGAGAAAUAACAGACAGGUUAUUACAUAUGAUACCAAAAAUUCUAACCACAAAUGGCACUGUCUACCUGCUGCUGAUAGAAGAAAACAUUCCAGAUGAAGUUAUACAAAUUAUGUCUAUUUAUGGUUACAAAUCUGAGAUGGUAAUCAUGAGAAGAGUUAGGAAUGAACAACAAAUGGUUUUUAAGUUUUUUAGGUAAGAG